Echinops telfairi (small Madagascar hedgehog) is the source of this 6064-nucleotide messenger RNA. It is a transcript of the gene KDM2A, whose product is annotated as lysine demethylase 2A. Gene Ontology annotation, biological process: protein demethylation; regulation of transcription by RNA polymerase II. The transcript is spliced from 21 exons. The coding region runs from base 233 to 3721 and encodes 1162 amino acids. Gene Ontology annotation, molecular function: transcription coregulator activity; histone demethylase activity; DNA binding. The record is from RefSeq and is a predicted model, not a curated record. Lineage: Eukaryota; Metazoa; Chordata; Mammalia; Afrosoricida; Tenrecidae.
GAGGUUUUAUUCCGCCCCGGUUUCCGCUCUUUUCCGGGUCGCUCUGACCCUCUCUGGAUACUGGCCGGAUCCACGGGGAAACCCGAAGACGCCGCGUGGGAUUGAAUUUCUGCUCACAGUUUGGGGGCUCUCAUUUCUCUCUCGGACCAGAGCUGAGCGGCGAAGCCCCUGGAGGAAGAGGAGGGCCGCCCUGGAGUGGUUUCUUUAACAGUGAUUGCAACAGAAGAGAGCGAUGGAACCCGAGGAAGAAAGGAUUCGCUACAGCCAGAGAUUGCGCGGCACCAUGCGGCGGCGCUAUGAAGACGAUGGCAUUUCCGAUGAUGAGAUUGAGGGGAAGAGAACCUUUGACUUGGAAGAGAAGCUCCACACCAACAAAUACAAUGCCAAUUUUGUUACUUUUAUGGAGGGAAAAGAUUUCAAUGUAGAGUACAUCCAGCGUGGUGGCUUGAGAGACCCUCUGAUUUUCAAGGACUCCGAUGGCCUUGGAAUCAAGAUGCCAGAUCCAGACUUCACUGUGAACGAUGUGAAAAUGUGCGUGGGGAGUCGCCGCAUGGUAGAUGUCAUGGAUGUGAACACACAGAAAGGCAUCGAAAUGACCAUGGCCCAGUGGACCCGCUACUAUGAGACUCCAGAGGAUGAGCGGGAGAAGCUCUAUAAUGUCAUCAGCCUGGAGUUUAGUCAUACCAGGCUAGAGAACAUGGUGCAGAGGCCCUCCACGGUGGAUUUCAUUGACUGGGUGGACAACAUGUGGCCACGGCAUUUGAAGGAAAGUCAGACAGAAUCAACCAAUGCCAUUCUGGAGAUGCAGUACCCAAAGGUGCAGAAGUACUGUCUAAUGAGUGUCCGAGGCUGCUAUACUGACUUCCAUGUGGACUUUGGUGGUACCUCUGUUUGGUACCACAUCCAUCAAGGGGGCAAGGUCUUCUGGCUCAUCCCCCCUACAGCCCACAACCUGGAGCUGUACGAGAAUUGGCUGCUGUCAGGGAAACAGGGAGACAUCUUUCUGGGUGACCGGGUAUCAGAUUGCCAGCGCAUUGAGCUCAAGCAGGGCUAUACCUUCGUCAUUCCCUCAGGGUGGAUCCAUGCUGUGUAUACUCCUACAGAUACCUUAGUUUUUGGAGGCAAUUUUCUGCAUAGCUUCAAUAUCCCCAUGCAGUUAAAAAUAUACAACAUUGAAGAUCGGACUCGGGUACCAAACAAGUUCCGCUAUCCCUUCUACUAUGAGAUGUGCUGGUACGUGUUGGAGCGCUAUGUGUAUUGCAUAACCAACCGCUCCCACCUAACUAAGGAGUUUCAGAAAGAGUCUCUUAGCAUGGAUUUGGAGUUAAAUGGGUUGGAAUCUGGGAGUGCAGAUGAGGACCCGAUGGAUCGAGAACCCCGGCGCUUGAGCAGUAGGCGCUCUGUCCUCACUAGCCCUGUAGCCAAUGGGGUCAACCUGGAUUAUGAUGGACUGGGCAAAGCCUGCCGGACUCUGCCAAGUCUGAAGAAAACGCUGUCCAGUGACUCCUCUUCUGACUCUAGCCGGGGUUCCCACAACGGCCAAGUGUGGGAUCCCCAAUGUAGCCCUCGAAAGGAGAGGCAGGUGCAUCUGACUCAUUUUGAGCUGGAAGGCCUUCGCUGCCUGGUAGAUAAAUUGGAGUCUCUGCCACUGCACAAGAAAUGUGUCCCCACAGGAAUAGAAGAUGAAGAUGCCCUCAUUGCAGACGUAAAGAUUCUUCUGGAAGAGCUUGCCAACAGCGAUCCCAAGUUAGCCCUCACUGGAGUCCCCAUAGUACAGUGGCCAAAAAGGGAUAAGCUGAAAUUCCCUGCGAGGCCCAAGGUGCGGCUCCCAACCAUCCCCAUCACCAAGCCUCACACUAUGAAGCCUGCCCCACGUCUAACACCUGUGCGGCCGGCCGCCGCCUCACCUAUCGUGUCCGGAGCCCGGCGGAGACGAGUGCGCUGCCGGAAAUGCAAAGCCUGUGUGCAAGGAGAGUGUGGAGUGUGCCACUACUGCAGGGACAUGAAGAAGUUUGGAGGACCUGGGCGCAUGAAGCAGUCCUGCGUGCUCCGGCAGUGCUUGGCACCUAGGCUGCCUCACUCAGUCACGUGUUCCCUCUGUGGAGAGGUGGAUCAGAAUGAGGAGACACAGGACUUUGAGAAGAAACUCAUGGAAUGCUGCAUCUGCAACGAGAUCGUGCAUCCUGGCUGCCUCCAGAUGGAUGGAGAGGGCUUGCUUAAUGAGGAAUUGCCAAACUGUUGGGAGUGUCCAAAAUGCUACCAGGAGGACAGCUCGGAGAAAGCCCAGAAACGGAAAAUGGAGGAGAGUGACGAUGAAGCCGUGCAAACCAAAGUCCUGCGGCCCCUGCGGAGCUGCGACGAGCCUCUCACACCCCCACCCCAUUCCCCUACUGCCAUGCUGCAGCUCAUCCACGACCCAGUGUCACCCAGGGCCAUGGUGACACGGUCAUCACCAGGGGCUGGCCCCAGCGACCACCACAGUGCCAGCCGAGACGAGCGCUUCAAACGGCGGCAGCUGCUGCGGCUCCAAGCCACAGAGCGCACAGUGGUGCGGGAGAAGGAGAACAACCCCAGUGGCAAGAAGGAGCUGUCUGAGGUCGAGAAGGCCAAGAUCCGGGGCUCGUACCUCACGGUCACACUGCAGAGGCCCACCAAAGAGCUUCAUGGGACGUCCAUUGUGCCCAAGCUGCAGGCCAUCACAGCCUCCUCAGCCAACCUUCGACACUCCCCGCGUGUGCUGGUGCAGCACUGCCCAGCCCGAACCCCUCAGCGCGGGGACGAAGAGGGUCUGGGGGGUGAGGAGGACGAUGAGGAGGAGGCAGACGAGGAUGAGGACAGCGCGGAGGAGGGGGGCGCGGCCCGGCUAAACGGCCGGGGCACUUGGCCUCAAGACGGAAACGAGAGCUGGAUGCAGCGCGAUGUCUGGAUGUCUGUCUUCCGCUACCUCAGCCGCAGAGACCUUUGUGAAUGUAUGCGAGUAUGCAAGACAUGGUAUAAAUGGUGCUGCGACAAGAGACUUUGGACAAAAAUUGACUUGAGCAGGUGUAAAGCUAUCGUACCCCAAGCUCUUAGUGGCAUCAUCAAGCGGCAGCCAGUCAGCCUUGACCUCAGUUGGACCAACAUCUCCAAAAAGCAGCUGACGUGGCUCGUCAACAGGCUGCCAGGGUUGAAAGACCUCCUCCUGGCGGGCUGCUCCUGGUCGGCCGUCUCUGCCCUCAGCACCUCCAGCUGCCCUCUUCUCAGGACCCUGGAUCUUCGGUGGGCAGUGGGCAUCAAGGACCCUCAGAUUCGGGACCUGCUGACUCCCCCAGCAGACAAACCAGGUCAGGACAAUCGCAGCAAGCUCCGGAACAUGACUGACUUCCGGCUGGCAGGCCUGGACAUCACGGAUGCCACGCUUCGCCUCAUCAUCCGCCACAUGCCUCUCUUGUCGAGACUCGACCUCAGUCACUGUAGCCACCUCACAGACCAGUCCUCCAACCUGCUCACCGCCGUCGGGUCUUCCACGCGCUACUCUCUUACUGAGCUCAACAUGGCAGGUUGCAAUAAAUUGACAGACCAGACCCUGAUCUACUUGCGGCGCAUCGCCAACGUCACCUUGAUCGACCUUCGAGGAUGCAAGCAGAUCACUCGGAAAGCCUGUGAGCACUUCAUCUCAGACUUGUCCAUCAACAGCCUCUACUGCCUGUCUGACGAGAAGCUGAUCCAGAAGAUCAGCUAAGGUGCCGCCCAGACUGAACAGGAGGCAGUCUGCCCAACUCCCACGGAGAGCUCUUUCCCGACCCUGCAGGGCUCAAGGCCAGCACCACUCCUUCUCAGCUCUCCAUCCCCCAGCCCGUCCCCUGCAGGCGGGGCGAGGGAGUGGUGGACGCCAGGCUUAACUGCCUGCUUCCCUCCUUCCCAAGGAAAAAGGAGUCGCAGAUGGAUCUGAGGGGAAGGCACAGGCUGGGUGCUGUCCAGGGGCCUGUCUGCCGCCAGGAGGCCGGGCUCUCAGAUUGGGGUGUUUGUGCAACUUCACCUGCCCUGGGCCCUGGGCCCUCCACCCGCCAGCGGUCCCCAGGGAAGCACGCCACGGUGGCUCUCAGAUUGGGGUGUUUGUGCAACUUCACCUGCCCUGGGCCCUGGGCCCUCCACCCGCCAGCGGUCCCCAGGGAAGCACGCCACCCAGCCCCAAGGUUCUCCUGUGGUGUCCAAUGGGAGCAAGUCCUCGCUCCACCACGCUCUCCCAGCUAUCCCGGGAGGGAGUGCCGGCAGCUCUGGGAAUGCCAGGCCAUGCGCAUCACACUGGUGCUGUUGAGAAGUUCCAGCCUCUCGUCUGUUUGUGUGCGCCCUCCUGUCCUCUUCUGGGAGCGAGAUGCCAUCAGCACUCAUGGCAGCCCACUCGAGGUUGCCCACCUGCCCACCGCCCCCAAAUUUCCCACUAGUCUCUCUGAGCUCCUUAUUGCACUUAUUGGGGUUGAGGCAUUUCAGAGGCACUGGAACUGCCCCCACCCCCCGGAACACCCCCACUCUUUUGCUUCCCAGGCAGAUUCUGAGACAGGCGCCCCUCUCCCUGUCCCCUGUUCGGUCCUUCACUGCCCCUCCCCAUGUCCUGGGGGUGACCUGCCUAAGGUUUUCCAGGAUGCUUGGCCGCUGAAGGCUGGGGGAGGCCCACAUGCCUCCCUUUGCCGCCCAACCAGGCCCCAGGCCCCCUAAGCCCAGGCUGUGUUUACCCAGUGGUUCACCGACCUGUCACCACUGGGUGGGGUCCUGCUUAGAAGCCAGUCACCAGCCCUCUGCCUGCAGCCAAGGAAGGGGGUGUGCACGUGCCUCUGUGUGUGUGGCUGUGUGCUGUGCGUGUGUGCGGAAGGAAAGGGGGAGCCGGGUCUCCCACUCCCCACCCUGCCCUGUGUGCGCCCCGUCGGCUGCCCCUUUUACUUUGCAUUGAACGGCCUGUCCAAAGAUCCUCUCUCUAGGGCAGCAGAGAGCUUUUUGCACUUUAAAAAAAAAAGGAAAGAAAGGUCGCAAUUUCUUUUGGGUCAAUAUCGAAGUGUGUGAGGAGAUGCCCAUGGCAGCAGCCUGCGGCAGAGCUCGUAGGUGAUGUCGCAAGUUUGCACUCUGCUCCCGGCUGUAAGGGUACUGAUAGCACAGACCCCACCCUCCUCCCCCCAUCCUGCAGCCCAGUCGCCCAGUCUCAGCCCUACCCAGGCUGGGGAGCCAGACCAGAGGAGAGACCUAACCACAUGUGUCCCAAGCAAUGGCUGUGGUCCUCUCUGCCACCCAGCCCAGCUUUGACCCUGGCAACGGCCGGCUUCCAGAUAUAGAGGUGGGCCAGGGUGGGGUGUGGGCACCGUGUCUGUUUCUUCCGCUCUGCUGGUUCUCGGCUGCACCUUAUGAACACCAGUCUCCGUCGCCCCUGCCCACCUCCCCUUCCAUUGGUCUCCAGGCCCCGAAGAAAUGCCAGUGACUUAUUCCAGAGUGCCUCAGCUCGGGGACUUCUCUGUAAAGAACCCUGGGUAUUGAGCAAAAACUUAUUAAUAUUGUUCAUGACCUAUAAUUGGAAGCUUCCUGCCUUUUUUCGGUUGCUCCUGUGGAAAAUACUGAAAAGACCUUUUUUUGGUUUGCGUUUUGUCUUGAUAAAAGGGGAGGUGGCGAGAGCCCUUCAGAGCAGGGACUGCCGGGAGAGUGCCUCAGACUAUGGGACGUUUCAUCCGCAGAGAUCUCCAAUCUGAGCGUGUGUUUGGGGAUUGGUUUUGGGUUUGGAAAAGCAAGCAUUCUACUGGGCAGCCAGAAAGGGCACCCAGGGCGGCAGCUGGACCAAUGCCCUGCCGGCUGGCUGCCCUUGGCAGGACUGAGGGGAGAGGGCUGGCCUGUGUGGAGCACCUUCGUUUCCCGCUGUCUGCUCUGAGCCCCGCCUGCCCACCGACACCCAACCAACCUGGACACCUGCCUUCCAUCUCGCCAUGCACCGGGGCAAAAGCCACAAAGGAAAGGAAGAAAAUUUAUAUAUAUAUAAUAUAAAAUCACUUGGUGAUUAAAAAAUAACUGCUCCAUAAAUAAAACUCCUAAAGUCACUAUGUUUAAA